AGUGUUUGUCCGUUAACUUCUGCAAAUCUUACGGUUAAAAUGUAAUUAGAGUUGUACAAAAGAAUGAUAGAAGCUGGUGCUUUGUCUUGUUUUCAUUUUGGAGAUUUUGUUUGUACUUUUUUAAAGUGUUUAAUAAAAUUUGUGUCGACAUUACAUAAAAAUGAAUGGUAGAAGCACGAAUAAAGGUUUGGUCUAGCGAUUCUAUGACACGUUUUUAAUUUGAAUUUCUUGAAUAUAUAUCAUAUAACAAUAAAAGUUAAAAACUUACACCACUCUUAUAAUAAUGAAAAAUAUUGGGGGAGGGGUAGUAUAGUUAUUUCCAUGAAAUUUGGUUAAUAUUUCUACUAGAGAGUAAAUGCAAUUAGAAAAUCUUUAUACGUUUUCAAUUGUCCUAAUGAGAAUCGAAUGGGUAAAAUGGGUACACGACAUUGAAAAAUAAUAAGUCGUUUAACUAAUUAAUCAAACAUUUAGAAACAAGUAAGAACGCUGUCACGCUGGCUUAGCUCAUUUAAGGAGAGACACGAAACCAACUUCCGGUCCGGACUAUGAAUUUGUAUUCUUUCAUUAGUUCAUUACUUGUCACCUUUUUCUCUAUGUAAUUAAUAUUUAAUUGGAUCGGUAUUUCCUUAAAUUAACUUGAUCAAUGUUGUGCUUGAUUGUCUACUUGUGCAAAAUACAAUUUGAUGCUGCCGAACAAUUAAGUGUGCAUGGUAUACACAAUACAAAACAAAAAGUUUCUAUGUACAACGUACUUGUUUCAAGAAAAAAAACAGCACAAUAUCUUGUUUUGAUGUGCUCAAAUCAAUGCCAAAUUAUGUAUAGAAAAAUGGUUUUACCAAUUAAUAUGAACAUAUGCUUUCACUAGCAAGAGUGGCAAAUUGUGUGAAAAAAGUAAUUUACUUCAUCAAAAAAUGUGGUUUGCGUUGGAUGAAAACAAAAGGAGAAAGUAUUUGUUGUUUGACGUUUAUAAGUAUAGCAUGCGAUUUGUUUUUGAAGCAAUUUUUUUCUUCUAUUAAAUAUUAGUCGGAUGUAUAUGUUGAAAUGCUAAAUAUAAUUUUGUUAUAUAAAUUAAUACAUCUAUUUUCACCAAAAUUUUGUUAUUUACGUUGAACAGAUGGGCUCAUAUCGCAAGUCACUUACCCGGAAGAACAGACAACGAGAUAAAAAAUUAUUGGAACUCAUGGAUCAAAAAGAAGAUCAGAAAACCUUCUCCUUCUCCUCCACCACCACCACCGUCACACUCCUCCUUACUCCUCCAACCUCCGCCACCAUCCUCUAGCCGGCAGCAGCAACCGCCAGCUUCCAACGGCGCCCAGUUAGUUAACAUAACCAACGUCAUAACCAAUAAUAACUACCCAACUUCCACCCAACUCCUUGACUUUUCCACGACCGCCCACCAACCCGACCCGACAUCAUUAUUACCCGCAGGAGGACGCGGGCCCCACCACCUCCUCCCGCCACCCGCCGACGCCAUCUUCCCUCCUCCUCCGCUCUUCAUCUUCGACGCCGCAGCGGCUGCCGGCGAUCACCAGAGCCAGCUUUUCAACGAGGCUGCGGCCGGAGGAUGGAACGACUUUCACAACCACCACCACCACCACCAUCAUAACCACAAUACUACGCCGCCGCCGCAGCCGUUCGGGUUCCUGCCACCGUUGUUCGAGAGCGAAGGGGAGCACAUGGAGGCGGCGGAGAGCAUGGCGGCGUUGAGGUGCCUGCAGAGGCACGGGGAGCUGAUGAUGAGCGACGACUGGGCGCCGGCGUCGUCGGGGAGUUUCCUGUUCUGGGAGGAGAACGACGUGGUUGUCGACGGCAGGGGAGUGCUCGCCGGCGGGGAGGUGGAUGGAGUGAUUGGCGGCGGCUGUUCGAGUAAUGCGGCGCCAAAUAUGGCGGCGGUAGGAGGGAUUUCGAAUUCCGCUCCUUUUGCUUCGUCGCUAUAGUAAUAAUUAUUCUACAUUAUUAUAAAAUAAUAAUAAUAAUAAUAAUACAUAAUCAUACUUGCAUAUUUAUAAAUCCUAGGGUGGAGUGGAAUAAAUCAAUUUAUGAUCCCUUUACCCUUGUUAACCUUCCAUUUUUGGAGUUUCAUUAUAGAGAUUUGAUUUUUCCCCCCUACUACAGGCUUGUUGAAAAGAAUGUGUACGUUUCCAGCGUUAAGGAUUCUUUCAUGGGUUGGAAGAGUGUUGUUGUUACAUUGCACGAGAUUUUUAUUUUUGUUGUUGGUGUGUUUGGGACUCCUUUGGGUUGUUCUUCACUUCUUUUCUUUGUAACAGAAGUUCCACAUCCAUAACUGAGAUGUGAGGAGGAAAUGAGAGGGAUUUUGAUUUGACAAUAAUAUUAAUGACAUAUUUGUAUAUGAAUUUGACCUUACCGCAUGAUUAAUUCAAUAUUGUGAACAUGUUCUAUCAUUCUACGUUAAACUUAUCUCAUUCUUUUGUUUAUACUUUAUACACUUCCAUUCCAUUAUUUAUGAGCUCUUUUCCCCCCUUCUUUCUUUAGCUGGGGUUGAUUUUAUGUUUCCAUGCGAAGGGGUUUGGUAUUAUGCGUAUAUUAUUUCAUAAACUUCUAGUGGUAAGUAUGGAUGAGAGAAGGUGUUCGAGUCCACAAAAAUGUCAAUGGCGUAGGAGCUAAGAGCACAUUUCCACCGGAAAAAGUGGGAGAAAUUGUGCAGGCCAAAGAAAGAUGGAGGGAUGGGGUUCAGGGAUCUCAAGAUUUUCAAUAAGGCCAUGCUUGCUAAGAAACUAUGGAAUAUUCAUGUUUUUUGGUGGCUCGGCUGCUUAAGGCAAAAUACCACCCACGUACUUCUAUCUUGGAAGCAAAACUAGGAUGGAGGCCAAGCUAUAUCGGGAGGAACUUAAUGAGAGCUUUGGACCUAUAGAAUUUUGGAAGUCGUUGGAGAAUUGGCUCUGGAGAGGAAGUCAGAAUUUGGGGAGAUAAAUGGGUCCCUAAUCUGGUUAAUCACGAGGUUCACUCAUAUUGCCCUUUCUUGGAUUGGGACGCUAAAAUUUCUAGCCUUAUCGAUCAAGAGACAAGAACUUGGAGACAGGACUUGCUUGAGAUUAUCUUUUCAGUGGAAGAACAACAUGCAAUAAUGGCAAUUCCUCUUUCUCCAGUCAUUGAAAAGUAUGUCUUAUGGUGGACAGGCUCUGAAGACGGGAACUAUUCCGUUAAAUCUGGCUAUCUUACUGAACAGAAAAGAAGGCUGGAGGAAAGUACAUGAGGCAUCUCAGGUACUGAAGAAGGCUUCUGUUGGAAGGAGUUGUCGAAAUUAAAGGUACCAGGAAAGAUUAAAACCUUCAUCUGGAAGGCUGCUCAUAAUAUCCUUCAUGUGGGAGUCAAGGUCAGUAAAAAAGUAAAGCAAAUGGGUAAUGAAUGUCCAAAUUGUGGUCUUAGAGAAACCCUUAAACAUUGUCUGGUGGAUUGCAGCAAGAAUACUAGAAUUUGGAGUAAGACUCCCCUAACAAAUAUGUUUUACAAAGCUGAAGGCUUAACUUGUAGAAAGUGGCUCAUGGAGGUCUUGAAGAACUAUUCGAAUAAGGAUGUUGCACAGUUCUGCUCUCUACUCUGGUUUUUGUGGAAGGAUAGGAACAACUUCCUAUUCAAUAACAAAUUUAUGCAGGAAUGGGAGGUGUUUCCCCAUGCAGAUAUCCAGUGUUUCAUGGAAGUAUAGAGGAAGGAUGAAAUGGCUAUAAGGCAGGACUGUAGGAAGAAUUGCAACCGGCAAAAACCUCCAUUUGGAGUCUUUUAACUAAACACGGAUGCUGGGAUUACAAGCAGGGGGGAAGUGGGUCUGGGUUGCAUUCUAAGGGACUGGAAUGGAGCUGUUGUGUUCGCAGCAAAUAAGAGAGUCAAAGUUAAAUGGCCACCAGAUGUAGCUGAAGGAAUGGAUGUACUUAUAGGUGUCAAUCAGGCGGGUUCGGGCUGGGUUCAAUCGGGUUCGGGUUCAAACGGGUUGCGGGUUAGUCGGGUUGCGGGUUCAUCGGGUUGCGAGCAAAUCGGCUUACGGGUUCAUCGGGUUUUGGGUCGGGCGGGUUGUGGGCGGAUCGGGUUUUGGGUUGUUCGGGCCCGCGCAUCUAGUAACUUAAAUCACUACAAGAAAAAACAUAGCUAGUGUCGGUUAUUUUAUAUGUUUAGUGUCGGUUUUAACAGAUACUAAUUCUUUUUGUGUCGGUUCACUUAACCGACACGAAAGUUGUCGACACUAAACCGAUUCGUGUCGAUUUUGGACAACCGCUGGAAUAACCGACACUAAUUAUUUAUCCAGAAAAUUAUUUUUUACUUGAAAUUGUUAUCUGUGUCGGUUCACUAACCGACUCAACUUAGUCAAAUUUUUAAUAAAAUAAAAAAUCCCCAGCGAGUCAAUCGUCGCAGGCGACCAUUCUCCCCCUCUCCGGCCAACCCUCUUCUUUUCCUAUCCCUCGAUAUAUAUCAAAACUAUUAGAAAAAACAAAGAUCUGCAAAGCUG
This is a messenger RNA of Linum trigynum, 4459 nucleotides long. The record is from the annotation of a GenBank genome assembly. NCBI's taxonomy places the organism in Eukaryota, Viridiplantae, Streptophyta, Magnoliopsida, Malpighiales, Linaceae.